AUGUUCACCAAUCAGGCAACACCAGUCGAUGUGUAUCGUCAAAUGAACAGGCCAGAUCUGCCCGGGAGCUAUAGACAGGGUACUACUACGACCGCGCUGAUGGAGCGUCCUACGGAGAAAGAAGACAUGGGCACUGAGGAGAACCGGGUCUCCAGACCUUCGAGUAGAGACCAGUCAUCGAGACGCAUCGCAUGUGACAUCUGUAGAGGCCGCAAGGUCCGCUGCGAUCGAGUCCAUCCAGUAUGUGGCCGGUGUCGAAAACUGGGACACAAAUGCGGAUACACGGCGCACCGCAAGCCUGACACAGUCAAACCCAAUAUAUCACAGGCUUUAAUAUCCCUGCAUGAACGAUUAGCUCAGACGGAAGCCCAGUUGGCCUUAACGCAGCGGGCUAUUCCGCACAUCAGCCCGUCCAGCAACCUUGCCAGGAGAGCAACGGACAGCCAACUCCGCAUGUCAAUCGACCACACGGAGCCUCAUUUACCAUCAGGAAUGGUUUCACCACGAGAAUUGAAUAACCAAUAUGAACCCUUCAAGAGCUUUGACGCCCAGCAGUCGUUAAUCGACUGGGAAUUGGAUCUGUGGCACCAACCAAAUUUCGACUUUGAUAGCAUCAUAGCCCCAACUGAAGGCUUUGACUAUACUUUUGACAUGCUGGAUAACGUUUCGUUUCCUUCGGUUGUUCCGUCAGUAAGCACUGAUUAUACGACCGGCGAUGUUGAGCCGGCGCCUGAGAAUAUGAACUUACAUGUUUUUCAUCUAUCGUUCUUCAACUAUGUCCAUGCUGUAUUGCCAAUGGUAAACCGUCAUCGGUUCUUCAAUGAGCUUGAGGUGUCCGGUCAUCGGCCGGAGAUGAAGAGCCUUAGCUACUCCAUUGCCUUGCUUGGUAGCACAGUCACCCCUGAGCAGGUAGAAGCUGAGAGGAAUUUCUAUCAUCAUGCCAGAAAAUACUUCAGCAUAGCCGAGAGUGACGACGAAGCGCCAGGCUUCAAUUCGCUCAAUAUGCUGCAGGCAGUCAUCCUCAUCGCAUAUUACGAGUUCCGAAGGACUUCCUUUGCUCGUGCAUGGUUGAGUCUCGGUCGAGCAAAUCGUCUAGCAAAGAUGCUUGGACUUCACGCGAUGGAUCAAGAUUCCAAGACCAAGCGUAGGUCGAACUUUGUCCUCCCCCUACCGGAACCAGCAGGACUGGCCGAUAUGGAAGAACGAAGACGAUCGUUCUGGGUCCUAUUCACAUUUGACGCCUAUGCCAGUAUCCGUACGGGAUCCAAAACGAGUAUCGACGACGAAGAGAUUUCUACAUCCCUUCCAUGUCCCGGCGACUUUUCCGAUACCAACCUUGGAAUAAAAAUGCCUCCACUUAGCAAAGCAGUGCAUAUACUCGACCGGACAUUACUUUCUUCUUUCUCAGGAAUCAUCCUUAUGGCAUACUUGUAUCGCCGGUGCCACAACCACUUUAUCGCCUCACAAAAACAAGAUUCGACGGGCGACAUGAACUAUAGUUUCUGGCAAUACCAUUAUCAGAUCGACAAGGACUUGAGCUUUUACAGCACAGAGCUGCUGAACCAUCUCCAACCCAUUAAUCACAUAGGCGACCCGUUAGCACUAAGCCUACAUGCGAACUUAUACGCUAUACAAAUCACCUUACACGAACACGCCGUUAGAAAGAUACAAAAUGACGGCCUUCCGGAUCUCUUGAGGGUAGAAAGCCAGAAUCGUUGUACCAGCAUCGCGAUCCAAGUCGCGGCAUAUGCUAAGAUUAUAUCACAACUACAAAAUUCUAAGUGGAUCUCAAACACUUUUAUGAUGUGGCCGUUCUCCGUUGCCUCGCAAGCGUUACUCCGUCAAUUGAAUGAACCUACAACCAACGUCAGGGAAGUUGCGACGCUACUGCACCAAUUGUGGUGCAUCAUGCAGCAAUUGAAGGAUGAGUCUGGAAAUUGGGAUAGUUUGAUGGAGACUAUUGCGCAAGAAUUAUCUCAUUUGGGGAUCCUGGUUGCGAGUGAUCCACCAGUAUUAAACGAUGGACUCGGUAUGGACACUGAUUGA
Molecule: messenger RNA, 2046 nt
Organism: Talaromyces marneffei
Lineage: Eukaryota; Fungi; Ascomycota; Eurotiomycetes; Eurotiales; Trichocomaceae
Exons: 6
Coding region: 1-2046 (681 amino acids)
Biological process (GO): DNA-templated transcription; regulation of DNA-templated transcription
Cellular component (GO): nucleus
Molecular function (GO): zinc ion binding; DNA binding; DNA-binding transcription factor activity, RNA polymerase II-specific
Source: RefSeq, a predicted model, not a curated record